Molecule: messenger RNA, 1581 nt
Organism: Paecilomyces variotii
Lineage: Eukaryota; Fungi; Ascomycota; Eurotiomycetes; Eurotiales; Thermoascaceae
Product: cytochrome P450 monooxygenase pc-bph
Exons: 6
Coding region: 1-1581 (526 amino acids)
Molecular function (GO): oxidoreductase activity, acting on paired donors, with incorporation or reduction of molecular oxygen; iron ion binding; monooxygenase activity
Source: RefSeq, a predicted model, not a curated record
AUGGGUCUUGUUGAAGCCUUAAGUGAUGCCAUACUUACCCCUUCUGCGAUUGGGGCACUGGCAGUGACCUUGUUCAUGCUGUAUUAUGUGGUCCCAUUUACGAUUGACCCGCUUGGCCUCAACAAAUAUCCUGGUCCUCUUCUGGCGCACUUCUCCCAUCUCUGGUCAUUGAUACAGGCUCGAAGGCAUCGGCUUUCCCAAUCUGUCUAUGAUCUUCAUUUGAAGCACGGAGACUUUGUGCGCCUCUCCCCUAAUGAAGUUAGCAUAGCACAUCCAGAUAGUAUUAAGCAUAUUUUGGGCCACGGGAAUGGUUUCAUGAAGUCCAACUUCUACUACGCAUUCGACAACAUCGAGCAGGGGAUCUUUACCACCAGGGAUCGUGCCGCCCAUAGUCGCAAGCGCAAGUAUGUGGCUCAUAUGUUCAGUCCCAAAGCCAUGGUUCAAUUCGAACCAUACAUAACCUCUGCCCUAAGCACGUUUGGGCAUCAGAUGGAGAGUUUGAUCGAUUCCGGAAAGGCGGGUGCAUAUACUACCCUUACGAUGUGUAAUCCAGAUAUUCGGUCACGGGCACAGCCCGGGGAGGCCGGUUUAGACGCUGCAACGUGGGCUGCAUUUUUGGCUUUUGAUAUUAUUGGUGAUUUGGCUUUUGGUGAACCGUUUGGAUUCACGGCAGCUGGUAACGAUUCGAAUAGUGGAAUUAGAAAGCUUCGUGAUCGUGGAGAAUGGUGUGCGACGGUUGGACAGAUGCCUUGGAUCAAGACAUGGACCCCUUACUUUUUCUUCGACAGAUUCUUCACCACUGGUCUCCGAGCUGCUCGAGGGCUGGCUUCGAUGGGAAUUGCUUGCGUAGAAAAACGAAAGAAAGCCUCAGUGGACCCGAACAGGAAAGAUAUCUUAUAUUAUCUCCUAUCGGCCAAAGACCCAGAUACCGGAGGCGACCUGCCCGACCGAGAAGUCAAGGCUGAGGCAUUGACACAGCUUAUUGCAGGCAGCGAUACCACUGGAAAUACAAUCACUCAUGUCAUCGACAUGUUACUGCGCCAUCCUGACAAGUAUAAGAAACUACAGGAAGAGCUUGAUCAGGCAUACCCUCAUCCCCUUCCUUCAGGUCAUGUUGCCAUGUUCAACGACUGCAAGAAUUUACCCUAUACCGAGGCUGUCAUUUACGAAACUCUUCGCUUGCGAACCACUGUCUCUGUAGGAUUACCCAGGGUAGUACCGUCAGAGGGUGCAACAGUUUGCGGGAAGUUCUUCCGCGGCGGCACCGUUCUUUCAACGCCUACAUACACCACCCAUCGUGACAUGCGCGUUUGGGGCCCCGAUGCCUUGGAAUUUCAUCCUGAGCGCUGGCUUGGUCCCAACCGGGCAGAGCUGGAGAAUAAUUUCCUGGGCUUCAGUUAUGGGCCACGAGCUUGUAUUGGCCGAAACGUUGCGUUUAUGGAACUCAAGAAAACCGUGGCGACAAUUUUCAGACGUUUCGAUUACCGUCAUAUCUACCCUGAGAAAGAAAGCUACAUCCGUGAAGGAUUUCAUCUGAAAUGUCAGAAGCUUCCUGUGUUUAUUUCUCGGAGGAAAGAGUGA